UUGAAAUCUACCCAAUACUUUAACAGUGUCAAAAUCAUGGGUCAUCUCAUGUGUGUAAUUUGUUAAGCACAACACUCACACAUACAGGAUUUAACAAAAUCAUCUUACAUUUAAAAUUCUUGUUGUGAAUUAUUUAAAAUCAGCUGGAUUGCUUUAAUAAUUUCAUCCAAAUCAUGUCGAAAAAUGGGAGAGUGAAAUUAAUCACAUGAAAGAGUUUGUCUAGUGAAGUUAAGGAGUUAAGGAAUUUGACUUUGAAUUGAAUAUGAAAUCGAUAGUCAUGUUCAUUCUUUUGAUAAUCGAAUUAUAGAUACUUUGACAGUGGGAUUUCCAGUGAUGGAAAACACCAUGUAGUUCCAACAGCAAACUCCAGCUGAAAACUGAUAGAAGGAUAAGCUAACUUUUGCAAAUAAAUACUUUUGACUUUCCAAACCUCAGAUGACGGCGACCAUGUCCAGAAAUAGGGUUUAUAACCUGCUAUCAAUGUCGCAGGCCCACAAAGAUGUUACUGAUGAACGCUAUCGAGAUUUACGUCGUCCUCGAAAAGUCAGAUUCUUUGUAAAUGGGGAUCGCUACUUCAAAGGGAAGAAAUUAUACAUUACUCCUCAUAGAUACUUCAACUUCAAUGAUCUUUUGAAUGAUUUGACUGGAAAGUUACCAAAUAAUUUGAAUUUACCUUAUGGUGUGCGGCAAAUCUUUACCCCCUCUGGAGGAAGACGUAUUACUGACAUAGAAGACUUAAGUGAUGGGUCGAGUUAUGUUUGUGCUGGAUUUGAAGGGUAUAAAACGAUACGCUAUGGAAAGGCUGAAUUAGAGCCUUGGUCAUUAGAGGGGCGUCCAGAGGGGCGUCGUCCAAAUGCUGGGGAUAAUGGUAAAAAAACACGUCCACAUCAACAUGAUCUUGAAGCAGAACAAGCUGGUAAUGCCUCAGGCUUCCGACACCGUGCUGGCAUGUUUGGAAACAAUGGUUUUCAUCCAGGACGAUAUUUUCAUGGUCAGCAACCUACCAAAAAUAGAUGGGGAGGAACAUUUGGUAAUGCUACUAAAAACUCUUAUCUGUCAAACACUACUGAGCAUGUGCCACUCAAACCAAAAGUAGUGACAAUUGUACGGAAUGGUCCAAGGCCCAGAAAUAAUGUGAAAAUACUUUUAAACCGAAGAAGUGUCCAGUCUUAUGAUCAAUUAAUGUCAGAUAUUGCUGAGGCUUUUGGUCCAAAAUAUAAAACAAAUAGACUUAAGAAAUUAUUUAAUGUCAAAGGAAAAGAGGUUCAUGGUAUUUCAGACUUUUUCCGUGAUGAUGAUGUUUUCAUAGGUGUAGGGAAUGACAGUUUAACAGAAGGAGAUAUACAAGAUAUUAUAGAAGAGCUUUACCCUGAUAGUCCAUAUGCCAGGAAUUUAUUAAGGGAUUUGGAAAAACAACGUAAGAAGAGACAAGCAGCGUUGAAGGAUAGUGAAGCUGAUAAAAGAGAUAGUGGGUUUGGUGAAGGAAGUGACGGCAGUAAUCGAGACCAAGAGGGGGAUUAUAUCAUUUAUAAAGGUCGUCCACAAGAAAAAGGGCGAAGACGUCACGAUUAUCCUAAGGAGGAUGAACUAGCGAUGAGACUAGACAAGGAUCGUAUGAAAGCUGCACAGGAGGAUAGAGAUCGGACAAAACGGCAACAGAAAAAAAUGAUUGAAUCUGAAAGAAGGGCAUUGGAAAAUGAAAAAAGGAAGCAAAAUCAGGUUCCAACAACAGCUAAUAAACCAGAAGAUCCAUUCAAAAGAAUGAAGGAACAAAAAGAAAAAGAAAGAGAAGAGAUCAGAAAAAGGAGGGAAGAGGAAAGACAAGCAAGGAUUAAAGAGGAAGAAGCCAAAGAAAGAGAAAGGAGAGAAAAGGCUGAACAUGCAGCAAGGGAGCGACAAGCUGCAGCAGAGAAAGCCGAACUAGAGAAGGGUGACAAGGAAAAGGCCGAACAUGAGAAACCUGAAAAACAGAAAGAAAAAGCUGAUAAUAAAUCAGACAAAGAAGAUAACGAUAAAGAUUUACAUAAAAAGAGAAAAUCUAAGUCGAAGAUUGUACGCAAAACUAAAUUAGAAAGACAAGUUAGUAGUGAUGAACAUGUUUUGAGUCGCUAUGAAUUAGGCCGGACUCUUGGGGAUGGCAACUUUGCUAUAGUUCGACAGGCAAAGUUGAAAAACUCUAAUAGUGAAUAUGCUAUGAAAGUUAUAGAUAAACACAAGCUUAAAGGCAAGGAACACAUGGUGGAAAAUGAAAUUGAGAUUAUGAAAGACUGUCACCAACCAAAUAUUGUGAAAUUGUAUGAAGAGUAUGAAACUCAUGAAAAAAUCUACCUCGUUAUGGAAUUAGUUAAGGGAGGAGAUUUAUUUGAUGCUAUUACACAGAGUGUGAAGUUUGGUGAGGUAGACUCAGCACACAUGGUCAAAGACUUGUGUAAUGCUCUAUUUUAUCUUCAUUCACGAUCGAUAGUUCAUAGGGAUCUCAAACCAGAAAAUUUAUUGGUUCACAGAAAUAAAGAUGGAACAAUUUCGAUUAAGUUAGCCGACUUUGGUUUAGCAAUGGAAGUCAAAGAAGAUAUAUACACAGUGUGUGGUACUCCAACUUAUGUAGCUCCAGAAAUCUUGUCAGAAAUAGGUUAUGGAUUGGAGGUUGAUAUGUGGGCUGUAGGAGUGAUAUCCUAUAUACUGUUGUGUGGAUUCCCUCCCUUUAGAAGUCCAGACAGAAACCAAACAGAACUUUUCGAGUUUAUCAAAGCAGGAGAAUAUGAAUUCCUCAGUCCUUACUGGGACAAUAUUUCAUCUAAUGCUAAAGAUAUGAUAGAACACUUGCUAGUGGUGGAUAGGAAGAGACGAUUCAAUGCCAUAGAUACUCUGUCUCAUCCAUGGAUAAUAACAAGUGGUGAUACAUCACAACCACAAGACAACGCCAAAAUAGAAGAAAUGCGAAGAAAUGCACGCAAGGAUUUGGAAUUGAAUGCAAGACUGGCAUUAGACUCUUAUCAGAAACAAAAAGAGAAGCGAUUAGCUGCUCUAAGUGCUGCAUAGUUAUAUUUUAUAUAGUGUUGAUAGGUUUCUUGGAAUUCCAGUUUAAUGGAAAAUUUCUCCUAUAUUUGUAACAUCAGAUUACACUGGAAAUAUUUUUAUUACAGUUUGAUAUUGUAUUUGAAUAUUUGUUGACAUUAUCAGAGGACUUGAAAAUUGAGUUUUCAAAUAUUUGUAAAACAUUGCUACUAUUUACAUGCAGUUGAGUCUAUUCAAAAGAAAACUAUGAAUAAUUCCCAAAUUCAAUUUAGAAGUUCUAAGAUAGUCUGUGUUUCUUGGGCUUAUCCUAUUUUACAGAGAUCAAUCACAUGAUAACUUCAGACAGCUAAGCAUGAUUGGGAUGAAACAAACAUGUCCUCUGCAAGAAAUAUUUACCAAUAGGAAAUGUCAACUGACCAUUAGGUUUUUGAUAGGGUUAGAGAAUCAGAACAAAAUACAAAGUGGUCAUAUAUUUUAAGUGUAAGUCAGUCAAAAUCAUUCCAUUUUCUUAAUUCACCAAUGAGAAAGACCAGGCAUGCCUGGAAAAAUGUCACAUGAUAAGACUUUUUCAACCUCCAUGUUGAAACAACCAAUAUUGUGGAACAUCAGUUUUGUGAAUUACCUAAAAAGUCAUCUGCUUUUGUUAUGGAUAUACAAACUAAUUGACUAUGGAUUGUACUCUGUUAGAUUUGGAAGUUUGCAUGAAACUUAGAUUAGGGUACAUCUGUUUAUUUAAGCCGUCCAUAUAGUAUUUAUUUGAUAAUUUUAUAUAUGUUUUUGUCUCAAUAUUUUAUACUGAUAGAGAUUUAUUUUUCAUAAUCCGUCCAACAGUAGUUUUUUUCGUCCAUGUUUCUUUCUGUUAAUUUUGACAAUUUUUUGUAUUUUACACAUGACAAUUUUUUUUUUAAAGCUUUUUAACAUGUGAAUGUAUGUUCAUUGUGAAAUUUUGCUCUGUCAUAAAGAUCUACUAUUUUUAUUAUUUUUUGAAUUCAUUCUUUACAGUGCUUGUGUAAUAUGUAAAAAAUUUUAAUGACAUACCUUUCAAAUUAUGAUUUUACAUCAAUUUUUUUAUUUUUUUGGGGAGGCAAGGAAAUAAUUUGGGUUUUAUCAAUGAAAUGUAAAUUUGGAAGGUUUAGAAUUGUAAAAAUAUAUUUUGGAUUUUCUAGGAUAAGAAUUAAGUUUAUUUGAAUAUUCUUUUUUAACAUGAAUUGAAUAAUUUCAAAAUAUGGUUACGACUGUCCUUCCAUGAUGAACUAAGUGCUGUUUUAUUGCUGUCUUGAAUGAAAGUGAAUGUAAUAUUCGACGCACUACACAAGUAGUUUUGUCUAUGUGCCAAAAACAGAUUGUUUAUAUAUUCGUUGCUAUAACAAAGAUGUAAAUAUAAUUGUUGUUUCAAAUUCUGUGAUAUAAAAUACUAUAAAAGUGAUAUGUAUAUAUAUAUAUAUAGAAAUAGAAAUAUAUGUUGAAAUAUGUUUUCAUGAAAUCUUAUGUGGUGAUGAAUUUAUCACAUUUCUCCAAAAUAUCAUUUUAUAUUUAUCAUAACAACACAAGGGAACUAGCAGUUACAAAGUACAAAAGACGUAGGAUAUGAAUUCCAUUUAAAUGACAAAUGCACAGUUUAAGAAAAUAGUUUUACAGGUUAUAUCCUGUGGUACCUCUGGUCUCUAUUUUUAACCUGUACUUUACAUAUUGUUACAUUGUUUGAGGUAUAGGGUCAUUGUUAAGUGUACAUUUUUGAACUGCUUAUGCAUGUUAUGUGUAAUAUUUGUUAAAUGUCUACUUUACACUAAAGAAUUUAAAAUUUCAGGAAAAGUUGUAUGUUGUUUUACUUUUGUUUUAUUCCAAUAUUUUAUAGUUUAGUGGUCAUUACUUAUCAGAAUAUCACGACUUUCCAUUUGUUUUGAAAAUUCAUUAAGGAAAUUUUUUUGAAUUAAUAAGAAUUUCGUUAUCAUCAAUAUCAAAAUUGUAUGUGCAGUUAUUACUUAAGUAUUUAUAUGAAUAUUCAUUCAUUUCACUCAAACAUGUAUGAAUAUGUAAAUGACAUGCUUGCAUGAAUAUUCAGUGUAUAAGUGUCAUAACAUUCCAUGUUUAUUUUUAAGCAUAUUUGAUAUAUAUAUAUAUAUUAAAGUUGCUGUUUACUUACUUAUUUUUUAGACAAAAGAUAUUUAAAUAGUAUUAAAUUUAAUUUAUUAAUAAGCUGUAUGAAGAUUAUUUCUUAGUACAUAAAUCUUAGGUAGACUCCUUUCCUGCUGAAGUGAAUCUAUAAUAUAUUAUAACGCUACUGACAAAAACAUUUAAAUGAAUUGAAAAAGGAAUCCACCAUAAUUUAAAAUACUUAUUCUUUAUAGCAACUUUGAGAUAGCAGCAAAUAAUUUGACUAAAGCUAUGUUUAUUAAUUUCAUGUAUAACAUCUAAAAUGCGGUAAAAAAUCUCACCAACUUUCUUUUCUCUUGAUCUCCGUUGCUGCAAUUACUAUAUAAAACAGAUAAUAUUCUAUACCGUUAUUUUGUUUUCGAAGGAACAUACUUCGAAUUGAAACAAAGGUCCUUGACCUACAGAAACAUUACAAUAUACAUCCAUUUUAUAAAUCGUCUUUAGUUUAUGAAAGAAGUGAGGAAGUUCAAUGUAUUCAAAUUGACGAUCCUGAAAGGCCUUUUUAAAAUAAUGUCACUUUCACCAUGAGAAGGAGUCUGCCAUUAUUAGUCUUAUAAAGCUUUGUACCAAUCAAAACAUAGCUUAGAAUUGUAUCUUUUACCAAUAAACAAAAUCCAAACAACAAAUCUUCAAUUCUAAAAACUUAAAAACUAUUUUCCCUGUAAUGAUGUGUCAAACAUGUUUAUACUUUACUGUAUGGUUAAAAUCUGUUGUCAGGCUUUUUUUUUUUAAACUGCUGGAAGAAUGUUUACAAUUCUCAUGAUGAUAUCUCAGGAUAAUUUCAGGAUUGUAUUAAAAAAUAUAUCGGUUACACUGUUGCAACAGUAAAGUCUUGUUACUAUGGACUAACUUGUCAUGUUACACUGGUUUAUUGGUCAAUAAUAAAAUAUAAUUCAUAUGAA
Mytilus trossulus (common blue mussel) is the source of this 6071-nucleotide messenger RNA. RefSeq names its product serine/threonine-protein kinase DCLK1-like. The transcript has 10 exons. Gene Ontology annotation, molecular function: protein kinase activity; ATP binding. The coding region runs from base 436 to 3039 and encodes 867 amino acids. NCBI's taxonomy places the organism in Eukaryota, Metazoa, Mollusca, Bivalvia, Mytilida, Mytilidae. The record is from RefSeq and is a predicted model, not a curated record. Gene Ontology annotation, biological process: intracellular signal transduction; protein phosphorylation.